Molecule: messenger RNA, 1875 nt
Organism: Trypanosoma grayi
Lineage: Eukaryota; Euglenozoa; Kinetoplastea; Trypanosomatida; Trypanosomatidae
Product: putative ATP-dependent RNA helicase
Exons: 1
Coding region: 1-1875 (624 amino acids)
Biological process (GO): RNA catabolic process; mitochondrial RNA 3'-end processing
Cellular component (GO): mitochondrial degradosome
Molecular function (GO): ATP binding; RNA helicase activity; hydrolase activity, acting on acid anhydrides
Source: RefSeq, a predicted model, not a curated record
AUGCGUAGGGUGCUGGGUGUGGCUCCGUUGGUGAUACUACAGAGAAGGACAUGCUGCCUUCGCAAGGAGACUGAGCUGGUUCGGAUAACGUGCGACCAUAUUUACCGCAGUUCCUCCGCGCGCGAGGAGCUGCGGCAGCUCAUUCAUGAAUCAUCCGUGGAGAACGCACUUUGUCAUCUGGAUGAGUUCUCCAAAGACGUCUGCGCAACAGCGGGGCCUGCCUGGCUUGCGAAACUAUCCGAAGCCCCUGAUGCGCUUGCGCGUAUCUCUAUCGUUGUGCAGACGUUUGAGAAGUGGUACAUCGCGAGGAAGGCCCCACAGAAAGUAACGAUGCAUGAGCCCUGGGGUUGGUACCCCAAGGCCCGCUAUAUGCGGCGCCGUUUCAUCUACCACUACGGGCCCACCAACAGCGGCAAGACACAUGCCGCAUUGGAGGCGCUGGUGAAGGCAAAGAGCGGUGUGUACUGCGCACCUCUCAAGGCCCUCGCGGCACAGGUAUGGAAGCGCAUUGACACGGUGGUGCCGUGCGAUUUACUCAUUGGUGACGAGCGCCGCUUUGGAGGAGGGGCGGAGCACGUCUCCUGCACAGUGGAAAUGACACCCAUUGACUACCAGGUCGAUGUGGGCGCUAUUGACGAGGUGCAGAUGAUUGCUGACAGGGACCGUGGAUGGGCUUGGACACGUGCAUUGCUGGGGCUGCCAGCGCGUGAGAUACACCUUUGUGGUGAGGAGCGUGCAAUUCCGCUCAUCCGAAACCUGCUCUAUAAGACGUAUGAGUUGCGGGGACUCGAGCUCGUGACGCACAAGCGCCUCGUUCCCCUCGAGGUGUCUCCGUCAUUGGGCGGUGACUUGCGACGAGUGGAGAACGGCGAUUGUGUUGUGUGCUUCUCGAGGAGAGCAAUCUUUGACAUGAAGCGGCGACUAGAGCGAAUUCCUGGUGUUGUCCCACACUGCAUUUACGGUUCAAUGCCUUUUGCCGUUCGUGAGGCACAGGCCAGCGCAUUUAACAAUGGUGUGCAGACUGUUGUUCAGGGAGAAAACUUGAAGAAACAUGUUCUCGUCUCCACCGAUGCUAUCGCAUACGGAUUGAAUAUGAGCAUUGAGCGGAUUGUUUUUGCGACCAUGAAAAAGUUUGAUGGGAAACAGAAGAUUGACUUGCCCCAGGCAACGGCUGUGCAGAUAGCAGGGCGUGCAGGUCGUUUUGGUAUGACACGUGCCAACGCUGUUGGUCGAUGCACAACUCUUCAUCGGGAGGAUUUUUCUAUGCUUCGUGAUGCCGUGAGCAGUCGAUUACCACCGCUCCAGAAGGCGGGGCUUCUCCCCACCGCCGACAUACUUGAGCUCUUCGUGUCGCUGCGCGCAGAAGGGAAGAUGCCGCGUGCCGCAGGAGAGACUCAAGUCACAUUCUAUGAAAGAAUCAAGGAGUUCACAGGAUGCUGCCAUGCCACAGAUGUGUUCUUUCCAUGUGACCUCUCGCGCUCACUGCUGCAGAUCGCCAAGGAGUUGGAGGCGGUGCCAGGCCUCGUCUUGAGCGAUCGGAUUCUAUUUUGCUACGUUCCGCUGAAUGAACGAAGCGAGGAGGCAUACAGUUUGUUGCGCGCGUUCGCCCGUGAUCAUGCCGCCGGGCGGCCCGUCCGUCUCCGCAUCGACGAAGAGUAUGAGACGUUGGCAAGGCAGUCCGAGCUACUUCGUGAAAACUGGGAUGAGAGGCGGGCACAACAGGUGCUAGCGCGGAUGGAGUACUUGUACCGCCAGGCGGAGGUGUACUGCUGGCUCGCGUGGCGCUUUGGCAAGACAUUCGUCCACCUUGAGGCUGGUACGGCUCUGAAAGAAAGAGUAGCAGCGAAGAUGGAGGAACUGCUGCAGCGGCUAUGA